UUGCAGCGCAGCAAGAUCCAUUCCACUGUUACAAACAAGCUCUCCUGCACCUCCUGCACCUCCUGCACACUCUCCUGCUUGCUUCAGGAUCAAGUAAAAAGCCACUUCCAACUCCUUCCCACAUUUCCCACCUCUCCAACUAGCGUCCUUUUCAUCAAUCCACCCGCACCAAUCAAUCAUGUCUGCCACUACUCCAAACAACAAGAACGGAGCCCAAGGUGAGAAAGCUGCCGAGGAGGUCAAAGGCGGCUUGAGAGGACUCAACAGCUUGGCCGAAGGCAUCCGCAAGAACAUCAACACUUUCGCCGACGACCUUAUUGGCAACAAGAAGACCCACGAAUCGACCGGUUUCUCCAGUGAUGCCAAGUUAGCCGGGAAGGAGGUCGAGGACGCGGUCAGCGGAAGUUUAACCACUACCACCACGCACCCAACGACAACGACUGAUGCCGCUGCACCGGUGCCUGCGACGAAUGCUACGGGUACACAUGGUGUGAGCGAUUCGACGACUGCGGGCCAUGCGCCGGCACCUGCUGCUGCUCCUGUCGUGAGCGGUUCGACUCCUGACAGCCAUGCUACUGGUCAGCCUGUUGUCGGCAAAUAGAUGGGCACACAGAAAGACGAGCUGUCUGUGACUUGAAGUGGAAGAAGAUGAUCUGAUACCCUAGAAUGAGCUAUGCGAUGGAAAACAAAAUGCAAC
This is a messenger RNA of Cercospora beticola, 697 nucleotides long. RefSeq lists its product as uncharacterized. The record is from RefSeq and is a predicted model, not a curated record. Lineage: Eukaryota; Fungi; Ascomycota; Dothideomycetes; Mycosphaerellales; Mycosphaerellaceae.